CGACGCGUAUAUAAGAACGGGUCGGGCCGACGUAUGUCAGACAAAAACUCGACUGCGAAGCUUGCGCGCGAAAGCGACAUGGAAAAAAAUUUGCUCCUGGUGUGGAUCGUCUGUCUGGUGUUCGUAGUAACUCAUGCGAAACCGUUCCCUCAGCAAGAAAAUUAUGACGAUGAGGUACUUUCUCCGAGAGACACCAUAUAUUAUCCGUUUUGGUUGGUCAGACCUAUUUAUGAUCAGGACGAUAUUGGCGAUAAUGUUAAUAGACCUACUAUAUCGUACGCUCAUGUCGGAGCCGGAUGGGGUCGUUAAAAAGCUAUCAAUCUCAUCUUCAAUUCAUCUUGCAACCACCAGCCCAACGAGUGCGUCGUAAAUUUAUAUUAAUUAAAUUAUUAUACGCCCCACGUUAAAUUAAUAUCUCGGUUCGUCAAUUAUCAAAUUCGAGAUCGGCGAGGCUGAUGCCGUGAAUUAAUAACAAAUUACCAGUAGAAACAGCCUUUCGGUAAGCAAAUUUUCUGUUUGCCUGUCGGCCAAUUAAUACUCGAUCGCGCCGAUCGAUACUCCCCCGUGCAUCAUGCGCUUCCGAAUCGUACGUCAAACAGUUUCAAACAAGGCUGAUGCCGUGAAUCGCUAUUUCGCAAAUUAAACUACAUUAUUUUCGAAUUCGUGAUCGAUUGGAAAGGGAUGACGUAGACCUUGAAUGAUGAACGAAAGGAUUGGCCAGACCGAUUGAUGAGAAUCGUCGAUUGUAAAACAAUAGUAUAAAUAUUUAUGAACGCUAAGCCACUGACAGCGAUGCUACGCGAGAGACCAGAGCGGACUCCGAAAUAUCGGUGGAUUUAUUUAGCGACAACGGAGGAAGCAUUGAGCUAAUCUAAUUUUAGUCCCACCGCUGCUAAUUUCAUCCUCAUGUUUAUACGUGGAAUCACUGACUCUCGAAGAGUUCAGAGUUAUGCAUCUUACGUGGAGCGACUGUUGUUCGUUCUCAAUUAACUUGGCCAUCGUCAAUCGUCUUUGUGUUAAUUGUUUCGAGAUUUCUAGACAGUUUUACGCGAAUUUAGAUAUAGUAAGUAUAGUCCUGUAAAAAGGGAUUAAGAGAUACAAGUUGCAUAUAUUUUGUAAAAACUGAAGGUACCUG
This is a messenger RNA of Frieseomelitta varia, 1135 nucleotides long. RefSeq lists its product as uncharacterized. Lineage: Eukaryota; Metazoa; Arthropoda; Insecta; Hymenoptera; Apidae. The transcript is spliced from 3 exons. The record is from RefSeq and is a predicted model, not a curated record. The coding region runs from base 34 to 309 and encodes 91 amino acids.